UCUGCGCAACCGCAACCCUAACGCCUUCUGUUCUCUGUUGAGAGGGAAGACUCCAUCUGAUGGGGAACAACAAGAAGAGAAAGGAGAAGAACCACAAGAAGAAGAAGAGGAAGGCGACGGCCGAGCAGAACCUGGCGCUCAGAUACGUCCACGAGUGGGCCUUCCGCGACUCUCCUCCUGCUUCUCCCGCCGGCGACGCUCCGGAUGAUUUCGCGCCGCAAUCAAGUCAUAAAAUCGUCGAUCCUGUCGUGUUCGAGCUCCACUGCCAUUCCAACCACAGCGACGGCUUCCUGUCGCCGUCUGCUGUGGUGGAGAGAGCCCACAGCAACGGGGUGAAGGUUCUUGCUCUUACAGACCAUGAUACCAUGGCUGGCAUACCAGAGGCCACAGAAACAGCCCAGAAAUAUGGGAUGAGGAUAAUUCCUGGUGUUGAAAUAAGUGCAAUAUAUUCUCCACGGCACGAACCUGGAGCUGGUGAUCUUGUCCAUAUCCUUGCAUAUUAUGGAAGCUCUGGGCCUUCAAGGCCUGAAGAUCUGGAUAACUUGUUGUUGAACAUCAGAGAUGGGCGCUACCUUCGUGCGAAGAAUAUGCUGCUGAAGUUAAAUAAGUUGAAAGUUCCUAUUAAGUGGGAACAUGUGACCAAGAUAGCAGGGGAUGGGGUGGCUCCAGGGAGGGUACAUAUUGCUAGAGCAUUGGUUGAAGCUGGUCAUGUAGAGAACUUGAGAGAAGCUUUUAACAGAUAUCUGUAUGAUGGUGGUCCUGCUUACGCCAUGGGCAAUGAACCAUUUGCAGAAGAAGUGGUGCAGUUGAUUUGUCAGACUGGGGGUAUAGCUGCUCUGGCCCACCCAUGGGCAUUGAAGAACCCAGUCACCGUGAUUAGGAGCUUGAAAACUGCUGGCCUCCAUGCCAUGGAGGUAUAUAGAAGUGAUGGGAAGGCUGCUGGAUUUGGUGAGUUAGCUGAUACGUACAAGCUUAUAAAACUUGGAGGAUCAGAUUAUCAUGGGAGAGGUGGUCAUGAUGAGUCUGAGCUGGGGACUGUUAGCCUUCCACUUGCAACCGUAUAUCAGUUCUUGAAGAUGGCUCGGCCCAUCUGGUGCAAUGCUAUGAAAGAUAUCCUACAAAGUUUCGCAAAGGAUCCUUCUGAUGCUAAUAUAGAGAAAAUCACAAGGUUUGGGAUACCAAAGAAAUCAAAAGUGUGUCACACUGUUAAUUGUGGUAAAGACAUCGUUGAUCUAUGCCUGUCCUCUUGGCUCACCAGUGAUGAAAAGGAGGAAAACGAAUUCCAGGCCAUCAGGCUGAUGCUUGCAGACACUCUCAUUAGCAAUGGGGUAGUGAAAGUUUUUGGCUAAGCUGAUGGCUUCUGGCAGUAAAUUCAACGGCAUUGUUGAUGUAGUCCAGUGUAGAGGCAUUUUACAUUUGUCAGCUGGGUGACGUUUUCGGAUCACAUUUUACAUGUAUGUUGGACAAGAAGAUAUCAAAAGGGCAAAUACUUUUAUAUACUAUAAUUUGGCAUUGCCAGUGACAUUA
This is a messenger RNA of Musa acuminata subsp. malaccensis (wild Malaysian banana), 1527 nucleotides long. RefSeq lists its product as uncharacterized. Lineage: Eukaryota; Viridiplantae; Streptophyta; Magnoliopsida; Zingiberales; Musaceae. The record is from RefSeq and is a predicted model, not a curated record. Gene Ontology annotation, molecular function: 5'-3' DNA exonuclease activity; 5'-3' RNA exonuclease activity.